Messenger RNA from Dibothriocephalus latus, 534 nucleotides. The record is from the annotation of a GenBank genome assembly. Lineage: Eukaryota; Metazoa; Platyhelminthes; Cestoda; Diphyllobothriidea; Diphyllobothriidae.
AUGGACUUUCUUUUGAACUCCACGUUUAAAUUCCUUGAAUGUCCCAGAUUAAAGCUCAAAAAGCCGUCUUGGCUUACUCUUCCGCCUCCUAUGCUUGUUUUCACGGGCCUCCUCGCCACUUACUUUUUAGUAACUGGAGGUGUUGUAUUUGAUGUCAUUAACGGCCCACCUAGUGCACGUUUUAAGGUCGCUUUUAUGCAAUGGCGAAUAAAUAGUCAAUAUAUAAUGGAAGGCUUACUCUGCAGUUUCAUGUUUACUUUGGGAAGUAUUGGCUUCAUAGUACUCGAUCGUGUCAACGAAGCCAAAAUGACGAAGAUUACACGUUUAAUCCUCUUGGCCGUUGGAAUCACCUGUAUGCUUACUUCCCUCAUCGCAACACGGUCCUUCAUGAAGAUAAAGUUGCCUUUCUCUCCAACGGCCAGCGGCGAAGGGCGGUCUACACAAAAUAAAGACCGAGAAUUCUUCCGAAUUCUGAGCCGAUCCUUUACCCUUAAGCUGUUGGACGACGACCGCUCUACAUGGGAGGAACCUUGA